CUUGGCUUUUAUAUAAAAAAUAUGGCGGAGGUUUGACUUUUUAAUAACAGUAAAUAUUAUAAUUGGUCGUUGCAUCGAUAAACACAAACAAUUGUACAUAUUAGAUAUUAAUUUACAAUGUACACAAUGAUAAGUCGCAAAACAAGUCAGUGCUUCGUUGCAAGAAAUUUCCAAAUAUAGCUCAGUAAGUGAUGGCUGUCAAAUAACAGAUGUAAUUGUCUUCAAUACAUAACUAAAUAAUUUUGGACCAAAAGCUUUACCAAAAUUAUCAAUCAUGUUGUAUGUUUUCCAUGUUGAUGCUGGUUUAAUGACCACAUACGAUAUGAAUCUCACAUUACAAAGUGUGGCAAGUCUGAAAGCUGCUAUUGAAAGAAAAACGAAAAUACCAGCUCACUCUCUUGUGCUGCUCGUUAGCGGUGGGGAAGUCUUGCAGUCAGAUCAUAUGGUAUCAUCAUAUAGUGCAGGGACAGAUACAAACCCUAUUUAUAUGUUUAGUAAGCCUUCAGUGAAGGAGAGUCACAUUAAGCAAUCCAUGGUUGGUGAUCUAAGUCCUAUAGUUGAGUUGGGCUCGGGUGAAUUCCGUAGUGACUCAAGUGCCUAUGACGGAAAAUCAGUUGGUGAAUUAAGGAAUGAGGUGGAAGUAUGUUGUUCACUUCAGCCAAAUGUUAGCACAGUAUCGCGUUGUGCGUCAUUAGCAAAAGAGUUUAGUGAAUUGGCUCACGAAGGCUCCAGGAAUUGUGAACAAUUAGUACAUGAACAGCAUUUACAACAUCAGGGUUGGGCAGCUGUUGUAGCCAAUUUAGAAGAUAUUUUUAAUGAAUUCUGUGAACGUUCUCGCAGUUUUAAGGAGUCAUUUAAAAAACAUCGUAUCAAAAAAGAAGAAUAUCAUGAAAUGUUGAACACGCUGAAUGAAGUACUGGAAUCUCUGGGCAAGAUUCCAAUUCUCACGCCGCUACAAUUGCACGCCGAGGCGCAUCGUUUCUCGGCCUUUGACGUUUUCGAAGAGACAGACUUUGAGGCUCAUCACUAUGGAAGUCAGCCGCGGUCAGACACAAGUUCCGAAAAUAGAAUUGCCCAAGAUUUUGGCGUUGGAGUGUUUAAGCUAUCUGAUGAAGAUGUUUUCGAACAAAAGAAUGCAUCAACAAGUAAUGUGGAAGCAAGCGUGCAGAUCGAGGAAUCAGACGAGGCGGUCUUCAAGGCUCCCUCUAUUGAGAGCAAGGAGGAACCGACCUUACUACAUUGGAUCCUGGCUCAGGGGAAUAAAGCAUCGCUCCAGGAUAUCUUGGACUAUUGUCAAAAAGCGCUGGCGUUGAUAGAUGCAGAGCCCCUAAAAGAAAGCGAAGCACAGCUAUGCCAUAUUCUUGAAUACGCCAACUUGCAUGGUCUGAAACAAAUUAAGGGCAUCGAGGAUCGCUUGUAUGGCCUUGAUCAGCUUUUGAAUGACGUCAAGAAAUUGGAGAAGGACCAGAGAGAUCAGGCAGCUUCUAUAAUACAAUGUCGCGAUCGUCUCAACUCUGCAUACGACCCAACAGUUCUGCAAACAUUAGUGCAGUCACAUUGCUGCCAACUUGAGAAACUCCUAGUGGGACACGAGAAGAUUGUCGAUAUCAAACGGAGGAUCGCCAAGUCGAAGGAGGAGUUGUCACAAGUUCUUAAAGCGCGUUUAGAGGCUGUUCUCCGUAUCGAGAACUCGAUGUCCGUACAAGAUGCGCACGCGAUGCUGUCCUUUCAAUGCCUUAGCCGUUUGUCUCGUUACUUUGGGAUUGUUUGGCAAUUGCAUCAAGCACCCGCAGUUUUUGUUCGAGCCGUGCACGAAGUGUCAAGGAGAAGAUGUUUUUCUGAUGCGCAUAUGAAGUGGGCUACAGAUCUAGCUGAGAAACUUCUAAGAAUUCAUGAAGAAGAAGUGAAUCGUCGCCAAGAGUUCAGCUCCAUAUUCGAGGGCCACUUCUUGAAGAGCCUGUUCCCUGGUAUCACAGAUAUGCCCCCGACCUUUGCCACUCAAGCGCCGCCACCCUUUGAUGGAAAGUUGCCGAAGUUGACCAAUGAAGAUGUAGAAUUCGUGACUCAGACCUUCCCAGAACUUGCCAAGGAUGUGCCGAAGUACGAUAUGGAGGCAAUUGUCAAGUUUUUCCAACAAAGAUUGUCAGCCACGGAACUUGAAGAAAAUACUAUUGACACACAGGUUGAUAUUGAAAAGGGUUCCGAUUCGGACACGUUCGAGAAACUUCAGAGCGGCACAAAGAAGAUGGACACAUCAACGACCUGCACUCCGGACACGGUGGCCGUUUCGACUGUAACCGAGGACAACAUGGACACACAUAAAAUUAACAUCGAAAAAUUACAAGAUUUCUUAACGAAACUUUGCACUUUAUGUAAAGUGAAUGUGGUUUUAAUAAAAGAAGAAUUGGCCAAACUCAAAAGUGAUAUGGAGGAACAAAAACGGUUUAUGCGAGAGAAGUAUACGGAAAUUGUUGAAAAUUGGGCCAAAAGUAACGAAGGAAUGGAGAUACGGUUUAGAGAAGAGAAGCAAAGGUUAAUGGUGGAUCAUGAAUUAGAACUAAGCGAUAUGAAGGCAGCGCUCACAGAAAAAGACAGAAUAAUCGAGAUUUUAAAACGGGAAAAGGAAGAACUGACGAUUAAACAUCAGAAGGAAACUGAAAGAUUAGAAGAAGAACAUAAAAGCACGAAGGAGAUGCUCGAACAGACUUGGGAAGAAGUUAAAGUGUUUGAAAGGAAACUCGAAGAGUCGGAUAUUCUAAAGGCCAAAGAAAUCAAGGAAGUGCAAGAGAAGAUGCAUCUAGAGUACAAAGCGGAGAUUGAGUCAAUGCGAUCAAGGUUCCGCCUUGUUGCCCUUACAAAUAACAUGGACCGUUCGCCGUCAGAGUCGAGCCUUGAGAAGAUAGAAAGAACAGAUGUUAUAGAGAUAGGCCAUCACAACGUCAUAGUAAUGCAGACGAAAGAGAAUGCAGAAGUUGAGAAGGAGCAAGCUGUUAGAGAAGCAGAGGAGAGAUGUAGAGCAGAGUCCGAACAGAAGAUGAACGCGGAAAUUUCUCUGCUAAAAGCGAAGUAUGAGGCUGAAAAGCAGGUUACGAUAAACGACGUGACACGUCGUCUCCUCUCGGAGAAGGAUCGCCAGUUGGAGCUCCUACGGGAAAGGGAGCAGACGUUGACUAGGGAGUGCUCCAAGUAUCGAGAUACUAUUCAACAACUAACGGACCCUGAGACUAAUGAUUAUGAUAGUCUGCUUAAAACUCAGUUUGCAACACUCGAAAAUGAGAAGGCGUUGCUACAGCAACAAGUAGCGGAUCUCAAGAAAGAGCUAGAAAAGAGAACAGACGACAGCGAGAAGAGUAGAGAAGAUGACAGCGAAGGCAGGUCGUCACCGAAAAAAGAAGAAGGGAAGAGAAGUCGCACCAAAUGCCACACUCCUUUGGGACUUUCUGCGGGUGCCUUAAGUCUGUCUUCGUGUCUGCCCGGACAUACAGUGCUAGUGCUGUGGGAUCCUGCACAUCUUAAUUAUACCGUACUACAGGAAGCAUCGAUAAUGUACUUCGUGCACAGUGAUUGCUUGCCGGCUCUGGACCUCAGUAUUCACGUGAAGAAUGAGAGUGAGAGACGACUCUAUACUGUGGCUAAUGUUGAAUCCAAGGAGUAUUGUUAUGCUAAAAAGAGUGGUAACCGUUACCAAAUGCCUCGUGGAUCUCGCUUUUACCGUGUACGAGUAAAGCCGGUUAAACCUCAUCCGCCACACCCACAAUGCUGCGACCAUAGACACAAGCAAGAUGCACUGAAAGACAGCGUCCUGUCCGCACUCGACGCAAGGCCGCUAAAGAAGUGGCUCACCUUCAUGCAUGCACCAGGUCAUUCGCAGAAGUCAGUGGACACAAGCCAAUCGACCAGUUCCGCGACCGACGAAGUUAGUAAAGUGGAGGUAGCGACUGCUACACUGAUUAACCUGGAGUCACCCGUGUCUUGUAGUGAUGCUGCACUGGCGCCGCCACAAUCGGACUUAGAUCAGCUCGAUUCGAUAGAGUCCAACGAACAAUGGCAGUCUACUAAGAUGCAAGCUUCCACCGCUAGUGCAUUAACGGAUAUGGAAUGCAGUGUAGGAAGAUGUGGCGGUCCGGAGCCAUUAGAAUUGACUGUGAGCUCAGUGGCCGUGGUGGCGCGUGGUUCCGUGCCACCAGAAUCAGAACUGGCCGAAGAAGCGACCCCCUGACGUCCGCACACCCUACCCUUACGGCAUUCGCACACUAACUAACGUAUACAUUCUGCGAAUGUAUACUGAGUAUGACGUCUGUGCGUAUACCUUUUACGUAAAACAUUUAUGUACGCAGCUUUGUAUACGUUGCAGUCAACGUAUUCGUCCGUACGAAUGCCGUGUCGAUUUCGAAUUUGUCUGAAUGUCACAUUUCUGCCCAAAUGCGAAUAAAACGUCUUCAUCGCUGUCAAACUUAAGAUUUUGACUGGCGAGUAAUGAGUUUAAGCAGUUGUUCAGCUGUGAAGAGUAUUUUUACUGAAUUUGUUGGUAGAAUUUGGUCAUUAUGUGUUCGCGUAUAGGAAUUGUAAUUGACUAAAAUGUUACCUACAAACGAGAUAAAACAAUUCACGCAAUUCAAAAGUAGUGGGUAGUACCAAAAAAUAGAUUUUGGAGUUGGAUCUGGAAACUAAAAUGUUGUUUAACCAUGCUUAAGAGCGCGGCCACACGAUGCGGUAACGGUGCGGUGCGGCGUCGCAUCGCAAUUAUUUCGAGCUAUAAGGUGCCAUACGGGCGUUGCGGUGUGGCAAUAUAUUUAAUCCCUCCUCGCCUCGUCUCGCAGGUCACUAGUCCGGCGCGCUUGCGGUGCAACGCCGCGCUACGGCGCAACGCGUCGGGUGACAUGGUAUAGCAAUUUGUGUGUAGGAUGACGUUGCGGCAUCGCACCGCACCAUUACCGCAUCGUGCAGCCCGCUUGCGGUAAAAGAAAUAUCCUCCAUCUUAAUCUAUUCCGACGUCUAACGACAGAAGGAUAAUGUUUAAUACAUGUUUAUCUCAGUUACAACAAUACGAUACGAUUUCAAUUAUACAAAAAUUAAUUGUUAAUUUGAUGUUAACGUAUUGUUCGUACUAAAUUCAACGUGAUUGAAAUGUGUUAGAAAUAGUGCCGAUUAGAGAUUCUUCAGGAUUUCGAUCUGCAUAUAUAUUUUUUAAAUAUCAUUUUACCGACAAAAUUAACCCAUGACAUACUACGGGAAUGUGUGUACAAUAAUAACACAGAAUUGGCAGUAUUCCACCUAAUUCGUCUUCCAUUGAAAUAAAUAUCAUUUCUACAUUAAUAAAAUGCAAAAUUUUUGCUCGUAUGAGCCUGUACUUAGUUGAUUUGAAUCUUAAAAAUAUUAUAUACAUUUAAUAUCUAUUUGUCUAAAAAUCGUAGACUCGAAUUUGUUUUUCGUGAUCUUUUUGAAUAGUACAAAUUAUUUUAGUUGUUUUUAAUUAUAUAUUUGUGGUUAAUUAAAAAAAUCCUUAUCGUUAUUUUCACAUUUAAACGGCACAAAAUGAAUUAUUUUUUGUUCGAUUUUAUUUUAUUUAGUAGACGUAGCUGUGUAUCUUUAUAGAAAUCUAAGUAACUUCACUUUUAAGAUUUGUCCUACUUUAAGUCUACUGGAACCUAAGUCAUAGUUUAAGGACUUCGUGUCCAGUCUACACUCUUUAAGCGUUAGGUUCAUUAUCCACGAAGACUUAGCGUACAAUAUACGUAUACGUUCACGUACACGUCUAAAAAUUUUAAUACUAAUAGCUGACGUAUACGUACGUCUACGUCUUCGUCGGUACUUAAUAAAAACGCUUACGUGAUCUCGCUUCAACUUGAACUCUUUGAAACUAGUUCUAUUCUAGACGUAGUUUAUUUUAAUGUAACGAUUUCACAGAUCUAGGCUGGUGUGUACAUGCUAUCUCGGUCGUCACAGCGACUAGCUUCCGUUAUUUUGUGAUACUUAGCAUGUAUGAACUAGCUAUCGAAGCACAGAUUUCUUGCGUCCGUAAUUUUUCUUAUGUAAAUUUUAGAUUAAUGCGCAAAGUGUUUUGGAGAGGGCAUCGCUUCGUGUUGUUUGUUUGUGGCCUUAUAUUAUCGGCCCGUUUAAGUUGGGGAUGUCUCUAAUCGCGUAUUCGGGUUUUUGGAGUUAGAGGCAUCGUUCAGCUUCGCCGAUGCUGUGAUAGUACGUGCUGUGCUCUUGCUCCGAUUUUAAUAUAGUACAUGGACGGCUCUUUAGUUCGUGGCCUAUUGCGAAUGUGUUAAUUCGGAUCGUUGUAUUAUAAGGCAUCGCAAUGGUACAAUUGCGAUUGUGCAAUUGAUGUUGGCGUUGAUCGAUUUUGGCCCUAUUGCAAUAUUAAUGAAUCGGUUGAUGAUGAUUUGGCAAUAGCCAGUUCUCUUUCGGUUGUAUCUUUAUACUUACGUACGAUACGUAUACGUGAGUCAGAGAGAACUGGCCGGAACUCGUCGAUUUGUCUAUUGGUAGCUCGUAAGGUUUUAUUAAUACACAAUUUGCUAUAGUUCUCGAUUAUUGGCUCGGUUAAGUAAAUGUUAUGUGACAUGGGAUGACACGAAUUCUAUUUAAUAUACGUUUAUGAAAUAAUACUCAUCCGUACACGAUAUGUAUGUCUAUUUAUUAUGGUUUUCCCUCAUUCGCUUCUAUGUUAGGAAUUCGUGUCGAAAUGUUCUUCUGGUAUUGUUAUUGUAAAUAAAGCGGUCUUGUUUGUUGAAAUAACACAAAAGUUUAUCAUUAUUUCCCGGGAAUCAUAUUUUAUUGUGUAUA
Messenger RNA from Pieris rapae (cabbage white), 6792 nucleotides. RefSeq names its product RB1-inducible coiled-coil protein 1 (gene Atg17). Gene Ontology annotation, molecular function: protein kinase binding; molecular adaptor activity. Gene Ontology annotation, cellular component: phagophore assembly site membrane; extrinsic component of membrane; Atg1/ULK1 kinase complex. The coding region runs from base 275 to 4219 and encodes 1314 amino acids. Gene Ontology annotation, biological process: glycophagy; piecemeal microautophagy of the nucleus; autophagosome assembly. Lineage: Eukaryota; Metazoa; Arthropoda; Insecta; Lepidoptera; Pieridae. The record is from RefSeq and is a predicted model, not a curated record. The transcript is spliced from 23 exons.